AUGAAUAGACAAAGAGUGGACUUAACAUUGUCAGGCUCUUUGGCGAAAUUGUCGCAGGGCAGCAUCGAAUUUUGCAAAUCCCUAAAGCCACAUCUAAACUGUAUCCCCAUACUUCCACUCCAACUCUCCUCUCUUAUACGCCGUCAUGUGCGUGUGCGUGUGCGUCGCUCAACCCGCUUGCAGAUAGACCCAGUUGAGCUGGAUUGCCUGAAGGCCGUCCUUCUAUUCAACUCAAAAAGUCCGGGUUUACGCGACAGCAAGAAGACCGCUGGCUUUCGGGAAAGGGCCCAGAUGGUAAUGGCGCAUCAUCAAAACCUCCAGUAUCCGAGUCAACCUAACAGGUACGAGCGGAGUCUACUAUUUCUUGCCGACCUGCGAAAUGUGGCCCCAAAGCUGGUUGAAGAAGUGUUCUUCGACAAUCAGCUGACAAGCGCAGACGUGGAGAAGCUGCUGGCUAGCAGCAGGCUCAUUUUUGAGGCUGGGGAGACUCAGGAGGAGGAUGGCGAGACUACUUCGAAAGUGGAUCCGAAGUCGAAAAGUGAAGCCGAUCGACUCAUCAAGGAUCAGAGCACGGAUCCCUCAAGCAGAGCCUGGCGGCACGGUAGAGCUGAGAGUUCGGCAGGGCAAGGCAAGGAUCUGGAGAGGCAUGAAGAUGAACGGAGCAGACUGGACGUGGAAGACGAGGCGGAGGGGACGAUAGGGGGACCUUGUGACCGGCCGGUAGAUCGACAGUACACACGAGUGUAUGGUGGAUCACGGACAGCAAACACGACAGGACUAUCCAGUUUCCUUGACAUUGCCUCCAACAUGUGCGCUUUGCCCAACAACCGAUUGGCUGCUCCUUUGGUGGCGUCCACCUCUUCGAAAAAUUCUAUCAUCCACAUGGCAACCACUCUGGAGAUGGUGUAG
Protopolystoma xenopodis is the source of this 909-nucleotide messenger RNA. NCBI's taxonomy places the organism in Eukaryota, Metazoa, Platyhelminthes, Monogenea, Polystomatidea, Polystomatidae. The record is from the annotation of a GenBank genome assembly.